Molecule: messenger RNA, 951 nt
Organism: Echinops telfairi (small Madagascar hedgehog)
Lineage: Eukaryota; Metazoa; Chordata; Mammalia; Afrosoricida; Tenrecidae
Product: olfactory receptor-like protein DTMT
Exons: 1
Coding region: 1-951 (316 amino acids)
Biological process (GO): G protein-coupled receptor signaling pathway
Cellular component (GO): membrane
Molecular function (GO): G protein-coupled receptor activity; olfactory receptor activity
Source: RefSeq, a predicted model, not a curated record
AUGGCAGACAAAAGUAAUCAGUCUAGUGUCUCUGAAUUUCUCCUCUUGGGUUUCUCUGAGAGGCCAGACCAGCAGCCUCUUCUACUUGGCAUCUUCCUGAGCAUGUACUUGGUCACUGUUAUGGGCAAUGUGCUCAUCAUCCUGGCUAUAAGCUUUGAUCCACACCUCCACACCCCCAUGUACUUCUUCCUGUCCAACCUCUCUUUUGCUGAUGCCUGCUUCUCCUCCACCAUCGUCCCCAAGAUGCUGGUGAACAUCCAGACACAUAGUCAGACCAUAUGCUAUGAGGGGUGCUUGGCUCAGAUGCAUUUUUUCAUGACAUUUGGUGCUCUGGAUGACUUCCUCUUGGGUGCGAUGGCCUAUGACCGCUACGUGGCUAUCUGCAGGCCUCUUCACUACACCACACUCAUGAGCCCUCUCAUGUGUGUACUCCUUCUUGCGUUAUGCUGGGUUCUCACCACCCUGGCUGCCCUCUUACACACACUACUUAUGGCUAGGCUAUCCUUCUGCUCAGGCAACACUAUUCAUCACUUUUUUUGUGAUGUGGUCCCCCUGUUACAGCUCUCCUGCUCAGAUACAAGCACCAACCAGGUAGCCUUGUUCAUCGUGGGCUCCCUGAUUCUUACUGGUCCCCUCUCACUGAUCAUUUUGUCAUAUGCACAUAUCAUCUCCACCAUCCUCCAGGUCCCAUCUGCUUCUGGCCGGCAAAAGGCCUUCUCCACCUGUGGAUCUCACCUCACGGUUGUUUUCCUUUUCUAUGGUGCAGCAAUUGGUGUGUACCUGUGUCCCCCUUCUUCACACUCAGGGGGGAAAGAUAGAAUUGCAGCCGUGUUUUACACAGUGGUGACCCCCAUGCUGAACCCCUUCAUCUACAGCCUUAGGAACAAGGAGAUGAAGACAGCAUUGAGAAGACUUAUUGCCCUGAGCACACUUUCCUCUCGGGGACUUUAA